Trichogramma pretiosum is the source of this 2265-nucleotide messenger RNA. It is a transcript of the gene Lamtor2, whose product is annotated as ragulator complex protein LAMTOR2. Lineage: Eukaryota; Metazoa; Arthropoda; Insecta; Hymenoptera; Trichogrammatidae. The record is from RefSeq and is a predicted model, not a curated record. Bases 280 to 660 code for a protein of 126 amino acids. Gene Ontology annotation, molecular function: guanyl-nucleotide exchange factor activity; molecular adaptor activity. The transcript is spliced from 3 exons. Gene Ontology annotation, biological process: cellular response to amino acid stimulus; positive regulation of TOR signaling. Gene Ontology annotation, cellular component: Ragulator complex.
AAUCAUAAUAUCAGCAGACAAUCACAUUGCAUCAAAUAUCAUAGGGAUGUGUUUGUUCUGCUUUUAACUUGUCACUUAUCAGCUCCGUCUUUAUUUAAGUAUCACUUAAGGAAAUACAAGUUUUUUUUUCAUAUUUUACAUGCGUAGGUUUUUGAAACUUGCUACAGUCUCAUUUUCAUCCGUCAUUGGAUAAUCGUCGACGUGAUAAACAAAUCAAAAAUAUUGAGGAAUUUUGAAGAAUUUUUACUAGUAGCUUUUAAAAAGCUUUGACUAUUCAGUAUGCUCAAACCUAAAGCUUUGACACAAGUUUUGAGCCAAGCCAAUACUGGUGGCAUUGAAAAUACUCUGUUACUAAACAGAGAUGGUGGUUUAUUAGCAUACAGUGGAUAUGGUGACAAGGAUGCUCGAGUGACAGCUGCUAUCACCAGUAAUAUCUGGUCAGCUUAUGAAAAAAAUGGCAGAAACGCCUUUAAAGAAGAUCAACUUAAAUUUGUGUUGAUGGAUUGUGCAGAAGGUAAAGUCGUGAUCACAGAAGUUGCCAAUUUAUUACUUUGCCUGUAUGCCAGAGAAAAUGUUGGCUUUGGAAUUUUGAGAGAAAAAGCACAAGCCUUGGCCAAGUAUUUAGAUCAGCCUUUAAGAACGAUAGCAAGUAUGCCAUGAUAAAGGCUUUCUUCUAACUAUAGUUAUUAAAAGGUUAGCGAACAAAGAUAUGUGUAAAUAAACAAUUAUUUAUAUAUGCGCAUAAAGCAUGCAUAUGUUCUUGCAUACUUAGAAUAUGUGAUAUAAAUUUAUUAUAUACUGUAUCAGAAAAAAUUUUUAAUUUUUCAAAAUAUUUAUAUUGGGUAUGGAUAUUUGCUAAGCAAAAUAAAAAAUACCAUUUAAUCAAUGGGGAUUUAUACCUUUAUUUCCAUAGUACAAUUUACAACCAUCAUAAACAUUUUUCUUAACGAUUCCAUAGUCUCUUUGUAAAUUGUAUUUCAAUGUGAUGCUUAAUAUCUUUACAGUCCAAGAAAUAUAUUGAUAUAUAACCCAGUAAAAUUUGAUAAAUUGUACAUGUAUGAAAAAUAUACAGUAAAUCAAAAAAUAAGGUAAUUUCACAACAAGUUUAACUAAUAAAAAUUUGUCCAAAUGGUAGUUUUUUCCAGUUUCAUAGUAUUUGCAAAGCUGUAAGACAAUCUUUCCACGAGUUCAUACGCUUAUACAUCUUUCUAUUUUUUUCAUCCGACCCUUAUGUUUCCUGGCAUCAGCAUGCAUUGUGCUGUCAUAUUAUAUAUGUAAAUAUAUAUACAAUGAGCACGUCGCUUUACAAUAUCAUUUUCAAUGAUUUUAAUUAAUUAUAGGAUAUAGAAUUUGUCUCGCAUUAGUAAUAGAUAUGAUGACAAUUAUUUGGUAUAAUAAAUCCUAUUUAAUACCAGCGGCCAGAAAGUGAUUAUUUCCCAUCUGCAGAGCAAAGCAGGAAUAGCAUAUGGGAAUUAUUUUGUUUUUCGCGGCCUAGGGCAGUAAUAGACUAUUGUAAUGCGGUAUGGAUUGGUAUAUGUACUGAAUCGCAUGAGACAUGAUUUCUCCUGCAGGAUUACGUCAUGCAGGAUGGGUUUAUGCUUAUAUGCACUUUAUGCGAUGACUUCACGUAGAUGUCUAAUCAGUUAAUUAAUUUUAUGUUCAUCAACUAUAUUCUAUAAAGAUAUAAUAACUUGAUUUCUGUGCAUUGAGCGAUGCAGCUUUAACAUACAUUAUGUAUAUAUUGUCCAGAUUGCGUGUACUUAUCCGUACAAUGACUCAUACAGCGUAUUUUUGUUCAUUAUUGUACGUUUAUUUGUUAAUAGUCAAAACCACUUGUCCACAUGUAUCGAUUUGUAAGUAUACAAGACUAGAGUACCAAGAUAGAAACAGUUGCAUAUAUGCAUAAUGGGGUGGAACUUACAUUCUAAGUUGCUAAAAAAAUCUCGAACCCUUGUUGAUAAUCGACAGUCUAAUAUGAAAAACCACGAUGCAACUUAUUAUAGAACUUAAGAAAAGGUUUAGGCGGAGUCAAUGCUUGAUACUGUCAUUUUUAUAUAUGACUUAAAAAAGGCACACAACGCUUUGCGACUAAUUCUAAUAAUUUUUUGUCCUGUGCAAUUUUCGCUCAAGUCGCUUCUGUUAGAGAUAAAAAGUUGUAAGCAAUAAAAACGUGGUCUUUUUAAACUUGGAUUUUUCUUAAAAUUUUUUUUAAAUCACGUUUUUAGUUGUUGAUAUUUUUUAUCACUAUCAGAAACCAAUGAGAAA